Messenger RNA from Lymnaea stagnalis (great pond snail), 2817 nucleotides. The record is from the annotation of a GenBank genome assembly. NCBI's taxonomy places the organism in Eukaryota, Metazoa, Mollusca, Gastropoda, Lymnaeidae.
AGAGGGGUGUCUUGUACAAGGGAGACUGUACCGUGACAAAGAUAUUUUCUCCAUACCUGGCCAGUCCCGUUGUCUGCGGUACAAAUGUAACGACGGAGACUAUAGCCUUGUGCAAGAAGGUAGGUCGGAGAGUAUACCAUUGUACAAGAAAUUAGGUUAUACCAUUGUACAAGAAAUGAGGUUGUAGUGUAUACCAAUGUACAAGAUAGUAGGUCGGAUUGUACGCCAUUGCACAAGAAAGUUGGUUGGGGAGUAUAAAGCACAAGAACAUAGGUUGAACCAUGGAUAUUAUACCAUUGUACAAGAUGGUAGGUCGAAGAGCAUACCAUUAUACAAGAAUAUAGGUCGGAGAGAAUACUAGUGUACAAGAAUAUAGGUCGGAGAGAAUACUAGUGUACAAGAAUAUAGGUCGGAGAGAAUACUAGUGUACACGAAGAUAGGUCGGAGAGAAUAAUAGUGUACACGAAGAUAGGUCGGAGAGAAUACUAGUGUACAAGAAUAUAGGUCGCAGAGAAUACUAGUGUACAAGAAUAUAGGUCGGAGAGAAUACUAGUGUACACGAAGAUAGGUCGGAGAGAAUACUAGUGUAAAAGAAUAUAGGUCGGAUAGAAUACUAGUGUACAAGAAUAUAGGUCGGAGAGAAUACUAGUAUACAAGAAUAUAGGUCGGAGAGAAUACUAGUGUACAAGAAUAUAGGUCGGAGAGAAUACUAGUGUACAAGAAUAUAGGUCGGAGAGAAUACUAGUGUACACGAAGAUAUGUGGCGUCAUAGCAGAUUAUUUAAAUGACGUAACUGGACCACCCAGUCGAAUGUAAUUAUUGGACCACCAAGUCUAUUGACAUGACUGGACCACCUAGACUAAUGACUUAACGGGACCACCUAUUCUAAUGACAUGACUGGACCACUUAGUCUAAUGACAUGACUGGACCACCAAGUCUAAUGAAAUGACUGGACCACCAAUUCUAUUUUUUUUAAAAUGAACCACCUUGUCUAAUGACAUGACUGGACCACCAAGUCUAAUGAAAUGACUGGACCACCAAUUCUAUUUUUUUUUAAAUGAACCACCUUGUCUAAUGACAUGACUGGACCACCAAGUCUAAUGAAAUGACUGGACCACCAAUUCUAAUUUUUUUUUAAAUGAACCACCUUGUCUAAUGACAUUACUGGACCACCAAUUCUCAUGAGAUGACUGGACCACCUAGUUUUAUGACAUGACUGGACCACUUCGUCUAAUGACAUGACUGGACCACCAAGUCUAAUAACAUGACUGGACCACCGCUAAAUCUAUCCGCUAAUCGUCGUCCGGUUUUUACCCGCGUGGCAAAUCUGAUAAAUAACUGUAGAUUUACAACAUUAUGUGUAUGCAGCUAUGCGCAUGUUACAGUGAAGUGUGAACAUUAAGCUGGCUGUAGGUGUGUAGUCAAUACAGAGUUAAAUGGGGCGCGUGGGUUUAAAGUUGAUUCGCUGUGUUGUUUAUUAAAUGAACACAUACUGUACGCUUUUCGUUUCAUUUUUUUUACAAUUUGUUUGCGCUAUCCCCAAUAUUUCUCGCUGUAAAUAAAUGUGGGUCGCGUGGAUGUCUUAGACACGACUGGACCACACGUCAUCCAACUUAUACACACAUGCUGAGAUUAUAUGUCCACCGCUACUUCCAAAUCAUCAUAGUUAGAAUAACAUUAACUUAUCUUCAACAUCUGUUGAACCCAUCUCAUUCCUGCCACCAGGUUGUGAGUUCAAUGGCACGUGUAAGCCUGUUGGUGCGGUCUAUACGCAUGACUGUUCAACGAUUCGCUGUACCAAGACCACAAGGAACAACCACUUUCAAUAUUUGUCAGCGCGCAUCGACCCACGUAAGUAAUCUUGUGGCGGGAUUAAUUUUAAAAUGGUGGAUAGAGUUGGGCGGUAGCGUCACUGGAGGGGUGUUGGGGGGGUGCAGACUACCUUAUGUGGCGUCCUCGUAUGGGGGGUGACAUCAAAACAGAAAAUGUAAAUUUAAAUUAGCUCGCGUGAGUCAAUUCUAGAAAUCAUUAUAAUAAACUGCAAGAGCCAUGGUGCCACCAGGUCAUGGUACUGCCAAAGCCAUGGUGCCACCAGCAUAUAGUGCCACCAGCAUAUAGUGCCACCAGAACAUGUUGUCACAGAAAUAUUGUCACCAGAACAUGUUGCCACCAGAUCAUGGUACUGCCAGAGCCAUGGUGCCACCAGAACAAGUUGCCACCAGAACAUAUUUCCACCAGAACAUAUUGUCACCAGAACAUGUUGCCACCAGAAAAUAUUGUCACCAGAACAUGGUGCCACCAGAACAUGUUACGGCCAGGGCCAUGUUGCCACCAGAACAUGGUGCCACCUUAACAUGGUGCCACCAGAACAUGGUACUGUCAGAGCAGAAUGCUCUAGUUUCUGAGCUAUGUAUGUUGCUACUAAUUAUUAAGUGCUACUUCUUUGCGCGACUUCUUUGGUACAUGUAUAACCAAUGCAAAUUUUUUAUUUCUCCAUUACUCUGGUAAAAUCCCAGUUGCCGGUCGACGGCGCCACCAUUCUAACUGCGGCUCUGUUGUAUUUUCCAGUGUGCAGAGACUACCAGGGUGCCUGCCACGAAGAGGAUGAGAUAUACCCAGAUGUCAAAGGUGGAGUUUUAUAUCCUAUGUGUUACUGCUCUAUCAGCGGCUCGGAGGGCAGGUCUGUGUGUUAUUAAUCAUGCCCACCAACUACCCCACAUCUCAGCUGGUCUCCGAUAUGGGAACAGUGACAACAAGGUGUUUGUUUGUUUCUUUCUUUGUUGUUGUUUUUUUUUUUUUUUUGCAUUGAAUACAUGA